Messenger RNA from Dovyalis caffra, 2559 nucleotides. The record is from the annotation of a GenBank genome assembly. Lineage: Eukaryota; Viridiplantae; Streptophyta; Magnoliopsida; Malpighiales; Salicaceae.
AUGGGAACUAACUCAGUUUCCAAGUUUUUCCUCUUCUUGUUGGUCUUGAUUGUGGGUUCUAAGCUGAUCCACUGCACUGUGACCUACGAUAAGAAGGCUAUUAUUAUCAAUGGCCAAAGGAGAAUCCUUAUCUCGGGCUCCAUUCACUAUCCAAGAAGCACCCCUGAUAUGUGGGAAGAUCUUAUACAGAAGGCAAAAGAUGGAGGUUUGGAUGUUAUUGACACUUAUGUUUUUUGGAAUGUUCAUGAGCCUUCUCCUGGCAAUUAUAAUUUUGAAGAUAGAUUUGAUCUGGUACGGUUCAUUAAGACAGUGCAGAAAGUGGGGCUGUAUGUUCAUCUCCGCAUUGGACCUUAUAUCUGUGCAGAAUGGAAUUUUGGGGGAUUUCCUGUUUGGUUGAAGUAUGUUCCUGGUAUCAGCUUCAGAACAGACAACGGGCCUUUCAAGGCUGCAAUGCAUGGGUUCACCCAGAAGAUUGUGCAGAUGAUGAAAAAUGAAAGGCUAUUUCAAUCGCAAGGGGGCCCUAUUAUCUUCUCUCAAAUUGAGAAUGAGUAUGGACCAGAGAGGAAGGCUUUUGGGGCUGCUGGUCAAUCAUACAUUAAUUGGGCUGCAAAAAUGGCUGUUGGAUUGGAUACUGGAGUUCCUUGGGUGAUGUGCAAGGAAGAUGAUGCCCCAGACCCUAUGAUAAAUGCAUGUAAUGGUUUUUAUUGUGAUGCUUUCUCUCCCAACAAACCUUACAAGCCAACGAUGUGGACUGAGGCUUGGAGUGGCUGGUUUACAGAGUUUGGUGGCACAAUUCACCACAGACCAGUUCAAGAUUUGGCAUUUGCAGUUGCUCGUUUCAUCCAAAAGGGUGGCUCAUUUGUUAAUUACUACAUGUACCAUGGAGGAACAAAUUUUGGACGCUCUGCUGGAGGUCCGUUCGUUACAACCAGUUAUGACUAUGAUGCACCAAUAGAUGAAUAUGGUUUGAUCAGGGAACCUAAAUAUGGUCAUCUGAAAGAGCUUCACAGAGCUAUUAAGCUAUGCGAGCAUGGAUUAGUCUCUUCAGAUCCCACAAUUACUUCGUUAGGAACCUAUCAGCAGGCUCAUGUAUUCUCUUCAGGGAAGGGGAGCUGUUCUGCUUUUCUUGCCAACUACAAUAUGAAGUCUGCUGCUAGAGUGAUGUUCAAUAACAUGCACUAUGUUUUGCCUCCUUGGUCCAUUAGCAUCCUUCCUGAUUGCAGGAAUGUAGUGUUUAACACAGCAAAGGUUGGAGUUCAAACUUCACAUGUCAAAAUGCUGCCAACUGGUUCUAGGUUGUUUUCUUGGGAGACUUAUGGUGAAGAUAUUUCUUCGCUAGAGGCCAGUUCAAGGAUGACAGCUCUUGGACUCUUGGAGCAGAUAAAUGUAACUAGGGAUACCACUGACUAUCUGUGGUACAUCACAAGCGUCGAUAUUAGUCAAUCAGAAUCAUUUCUUCGAGGUGGACAGGGUCCUAGUCUAACUGUCCAGUCAGCUGGGCAUGCUCUUCAUGUCUUCAUCAAUGGGAAGUUUUCAGGAUCAGCCUUUGGUACCAGAGAGAACAGGCAAUUCACCUUUACAGGACCAGUCAAUCUACUUGCUGGAACAAAUAGAAUUGCACUACUCAGCAUAGCUGUUGGAUUACCGAAUGUUGGGGUGCAUUACGAGAAAUGGAAUACGGGAAUACUUGGUCCAGUUAUGCUGCAUGGCCUUAACCAGGGAAAUAAAGACUUGACUUGGCAGAAAUGGUCUUACCAGGUUGGCUUAAAAGGAGAGGCAAUGAAUUUGGUCUCUCCAAAUGGAGCCUCAUCUGUUGAUUGGAUUCAGGGGUCUCUAGCUACCGGGCAGCAACCUUUAAAGUGGUAUAAGGCUUAUUUUGAUGCACCUGGAGGAAAUGAGCCCUUGGCUUUGGACAUGCGCAGAAUGGGAAAGGGUCAGGUGUGGAUCAAUGGGCAGAGCAUAGGAAGAUAUUGGAUGGCUUAUGCAAAGGGUGACUGCAGUAGUUGUAGUUACUCUGGAACGUUCAGGCCUCCAAAGUGCCAACUUGGUUGUGGCCGACCAACCCAGCGAUGGUAUCACGUUCCAAGGUCCUGGUUAAAGCCAAAGAAAAAUUUACUGGUAAUUUUUGAAGAACUUGGAGGUGACCCAUCAAAGAUAUCCCUUGUUAAGAGAUCAACAACACAUGUUUGUGCUGAUGCAUCAGAGCACCAUCCAGCCAUUGAGAAUUACAUUACUGAGAGUGAUGGUGAAUCAACAAGAAUGCUUCACCAAGCCAAGGUUCACCUGCAAUGUGCACCAGGGCAGUCUAUAUCAGCUAUAAAAUUUGCGAGCUUUGGUACUCCUUCUGGAACUUGUGGAAAUUAUCAGAAGGGAACUUGCCAUGCACCAAACUCACAUUCAGUUGUAGAAAAGAAAUGCAUGGGAAAGGAGAGUUGUAUGGUCACAAUAUCCAACAAUAACUUCGGUGCUGACCCAUGUCCCAGUGUGUUGAAGAAGUUGUCAGUUGAAGCAGUUUGUUCAACAGUAAGUGAAACGACUCAAACCAAUACAGGGAAGUAA